CCAAGCCGUGGUUCUGCCAUAAUCUUGAACCAGAGAGAAUCUAUUACACGACAGUCAGCCGGUUCUUGAUGACCUGAAUAUAAAAAGGGCUGACUUUGAAUUCUUGUCUGUAUCAGUCGCCCCGCUGGAUAUCGAUGGAGUCCAUGUGAUAGAACAGCACUAUCAGCCGGGUCCAACUACUCUUUCAAACGCCUACCAGGAUAAUAUAAUAUGCCUAUCCUUCCUAACGAGAUGGGCCGUCCCUCUGGUCGCCUACCACCGAUCGAUCUUAAACGCUGGUACCCAGAUCCUGACGCAGACCUCACAGUUCAAAUAAUGGUCACUCGCAUUCCUAUCGUGGCCGAUCUACGAGAUCUUCACUGGAAACUCUUUUGGGUGGUAAAGACGGAAGAGAAAGGUGGCGUAAAGCACGUCUACCGUCGACUCUUGGAGGUCGUCCAGGAGAUUGGGUAUAACUACCUUACCAACUGGGGCGCCAUCACCCAGGUGGAGACGCAUAAUAGUCAUAGGAACAAGCCUCGAAAGGCCGUCACUACGAUGAGUCUCUCCCAGCGACAAGAGCUGGAGAGAAUUGCAGCGGGGGUUAGGGUGGAGGAGCCCAAUGGGGAGUGGAACUGCCAAGAUUGGAUAAUCACUGUCCUGAAGAAGGCGGAGCAGGCGGGUCUUGUUACGAAUAAUGAAUGGACCGCCGCCGUUGCCUGGGCAAGGAAGGGAGGUGAAGAGUAAUGUUUUUAGUUUUUUUAGAUACUUUGGACGAUUUUUUUUUCAAAUGUUUGUGAACACGAUGCUUACGAAAAUGCCAUUUUAUUUUUUCACACAAAGCACUGAACUCAACGAAAGGUUCGCCUUCCCAAGAAGGCCUAUACAUCGAGAAUCAAAACGCCACGCAGACC
Desarmillaria tabescens is the source of this 893-nucleotide messenger RNA. RefSeq lists its product as uncharacterized. The record is from RefSeq and is a predicted model, not a curated record. The coding region runs from base 211 to 726 and encodes 171 amino acids. Lineage: Eukaryota; Fungi; Basidiomycota; Agaricomycetes; Agaricales; Physalacriaceae. The transcript has 4 exons.